This is a messenger RNA of Folsomia candida, 1404 nucleotides long. RefSeq lists its product as uncharacterized. NCBI's taxonomy places the organism in Eukaryota, Metazoa, Arthropoda, Collembola, Entomobryomorpha, Isotomidae. The record is from RefSeq and is a predicted model, not a curated record. The coding region runs from base 10 to 1227 and encodes 405 amino acids. The transcript has 5 exons.
UCUGUUCAGAUGGUAUCCAGUUUUCAAAGCGUAUACGCUCAUAUACUCACCACUUUUAAGGAGCCUUACUUCCAAGGGCGGGGGUUCCCGGUUGGUAGAUCCGUGUCUAGAUUUUCUGCUAAUUUUGGCGACAACGUGGAAUCCUUAAUCAUAAGUGGAUCGACACCUUGGACCAUAGUUUCCUUCAAGGGCCUUACCUAUUGUCUCACACCCACAUUCGAUAAAGCUACAAUUUCAUUUCCCAUUUGUGUCUUCACUACCAUGAAUGACACCGUAAUUGGAAAAGACACGUUUUGGGAGAGUAUAAAACCUGGGUGCACGUCCAAGUCAAAGGUUGUGAAAGUCAAUAGUUGUUUCAGUUUCUCAGAGGCAGCAAAAGUAGUGGAAUCUCCAAAGGGCCCACGACUUGAAGAUGUGGUGAAUGAGGCAAAAAGAGUGAUUUUACCUGCAAUCACAGAAUGCAACAAGAACGAAGAUUUCCUUACCAUUCUCGAUCUUCGAAUAAACAACGAUUUUUCUUCCCCACUACAGAUGCGAUUUCCCAAGAAUAAAAAUGAUGCCUGGAGGACAACUCUUAUCGACACAGUGUUUGACAUUACUAUUCACUCUUUCCCUAUGGUUGACCCAAAUUUACAGCGGAUGCUGAAUGAAAUGUUCGUUUAUGUAAUUGAGAAGGAUGUCUGGUCCAAAGGGUCUGGAAGACCAAAGGAACACACUGAGGACCCUGAAAUUUCCUCUAUUGCGUCAGAAUUAGAAGUGUGUCUCGAGCUCCUCAGCACUAAUGACAACAUUCACCAAGUGAUUGACAUGGUGAAGGAAUAUCUUGAUUUCGUGGAAAGUAUGCCUCUCAUCGACACAUCGGAAAGAUCGGAAUAUAUAAAAGGCGUACUAAUGGAGGAUUUCAAGAGAAAUAUAACGUUUGACUUUAUGAUGGAAAUGAUUUGGCUGGCAAGUAACCAAGUUGCUUCAGCUUGUCACAUUGCUUCCGGCGAAGGGAGCAAUUUUUGGAUAGACUUUUAUCCCAUCUUCAAAGAUAUGUAUUUAACCCCCAUGAUCAAGUUUUGGUCCAACCCAAGUAACUUUGAAAGAUAUUAUCCGCAUUUUUUUGGAGGAAUGCAGUUUAACGUUCAAUAUGAAUACAUGGCACUGUGUUCGUCAUACUACCGGACCAUGUCACAUUUAGACAUUUACUCGAGACCGAGUGAGUUAAGUUUAAAAAAGCAAUAAUAACGUUUAUUUAAUCUGUUACAUUUUCAAAUAGUUAACUGUAUAUUAAAUGUAAUUCUAUUUAUAACCGACUCAUCACAUAUUUGUCGUUGGGAUCGUAUUUGAAAAAAUCUUCGUCAUCGUCAUCAUAAAUAUAUGUAUCACAACAACUGCAUAUCUUAUUGCAGAUAAAUGCAA